UUGCGGACGUCAUCAUCACGCGUCCGAAGUGUGUUCAGUACAAUGAAGGCCUUUGCCGCGCCAUAUGUUUCAAUGGAAUAGAAAGCCGCACUAACGCUGAACAAGUAGAAAACGGACCGGCGGCAACCACAAAUAUUUUUCCCUUAAGAAAAUGGAGUCAUUUGACGACAUUGCUCAAGACAGCCAUGAAGAGAAAACGUCUCGCACUGCUGCGCAGAAACGGGCUGAGAUCCGCAGGAGGAAGCUGUUAAUGAAUUCCGAAGACAGGAUGAAUAAAAUCGUGGGAUUCAGUAAGAGCGACGGGGAAAGCAACGAAACCAGACGUGUGAUGGAGCCACGUUUCCACCUGGACCUGGACCGGAACGACACCUGGUCUCCUCCUGUUUCCUCCAGAAGACUCUCCCCAUACGUGGGGGAGGUGGGUGGGAACAGCAGCACGCCCUGUGAUACACCCGAGCGGAGAGGCUCGCCUAUCCUGGGCACCAGGGCCGGACCGGAGGAGGAGGACAUGGCCCGAACGGCACGGCAGAGGCCGCGGGGUGAGCUGAGCGUUGACCCGCGCUCCCGCUCCCCACGCAGGGGCCUACAGAAGUACCUGUCUCGCUUUGAUGAUGCAAUGAAACUUAGGGGGCAGCUGGCCAGUGAGAAGGCAGCGCAGGACAGUGGCGGCAAUGGCGACGAGCUGGACUCCUUUCGGCUCUUUCGCCUCACGGGAAGCGCUCUUCUGGCCAUCUUUGUGCGUGUCUUCGUGUGCCAGUACUUGUCCAUAUUUGCACCAUUUCUCACUCUCCAGUUGGCCUAUAUGGGAUUAUACAAAUACUUUCCAAAGGUGGAGAAGAAGAUGAAGACCACUGUUCUCACUGCAGCACUGCUGCUGUCCGGCAUCCCAGCGGAGGUGAUCAACCAUUCCAUGGACACUUACCGGAAAAUGGGUGACGUUUUCUCAGACCUCUGCGUUUAUUUCUUUACAUUUAUCAUGUGUCAUGAGAUGAUGCUCUUAUUCAGCUCCGAAACACCCUAAUGGGUGAAGGCAGUGUUACAGUGACGAAGUCCAGGAAGUCUGCCCCUAUGCCACGCCUCCUGCGUUUGCACCUCUUUGUAAACAGGUUAAGGUCGUUCCCACACCCACACUACGGUCAGACGGUGUGUUCAGAUGUCGUCAUGGGUGGUGAACAGCCAUUCUGUGCUGGAGACUUAAACAUGUGCUAGGACUGCAGUUUGUGUGUGUUUUUACUUUGGAGGUACAAUUUCAUCACCAUUUUCUUUGUAGUGCUUUUGCUGGGCCCGGGUAACGUUUGACGUUUUCUCUCAAGCAUGCAGUAUGUCCUGUAUAUGAGGUUCGCGUUUAACAGCUGUGCUGAACACAUGACUCUCUCACCUGGACCCCAGGUCAAAUAUUUAGCUGCUGUCCAUGAGCUAAUGCAGUCACGCAUUAGACUAUUUUUGUGUGUUCACCUCUUGAUGUAUUUACUACAUGCAGGAUUUUGGUUUGUAGAGUCUAGUGGUUGUGUUCAGACUGUCUGGCUUUGAUGAGUAUUUUGUCUGUUCACCUGUAAAUUCUGUUUUUGAAUUUUAAUUAGAAGUAAAUAACUUUAUUUGAGCAGAAACACUUAUCUAUGACUAUUGACUCGGUGAUUUUGAUUUUACAACAUUGUGUGAAAUAAAUGUUGUAUUAUUUA
Electrophorus electricus (electric eel) is the source of this 1679-nucleotide messenger RNA. It is a transcript of the gene camlg, whose product is annotated as calcium modulating ligand. Gene Ontology annotation, biological process: tail-anchored membrane protein insertion into ER membrane. The record is from RefSeq and is a predicted model, not a curated record. NCBI's taxonomy places the organism in Eukaryota, Metazoa, Chordata, Actinopteri, Gymnotiformes, Gymnotidae. Gene Ontology annotation, cellular component: GET complex.